Molecule: messenger RNA, 5076 nt
Organism: Colletotrichum scovillei
Lineage: Eukaryota; Fungi; Ascomycota; Sordariomycetes; Glomerellales; Glomerellaceae
Exons: 4
Coding region: 2963-4903 (646 amino acids)
Source: RefSeq, a predicted model, not a curated record
GAUUGAAUGCGGCAUAUGUGUGGAAUAGAUGACAGUUGUUUCCAACUCUUUUCAAUUCUCUACCUGCUUCUUGAUCCCCCUUCGCUUCUUCGUCUUCUCCAAUCCACGCUUACAGCUCAUCAAUAAAACAAGUCCUUUGCUGGCUUACACGAAUCAACCACGCUUCACAUCGUGCUCUAAAUGCCCAUUCUAAUUUCUGUUUUUAUUCCAUACUCCGUCCUUCAGGAUGUAUUUAUACACUCUUUGCCAUUGAACACACAUCCCAUGAAAACCCUUCAGUAACGCCGAAACCAAACCAUGCCCGUAAAUAUCAUUUACCCCCGAUCGAACCUCGGCCGCGGCAGCUUAUACAGUAGCUACGAUGCGGUCGCCAAAAACGACAUCAGUCCAUCCACUGCUCAAUCCCGGCUCGAAGCUCUUCUUCGAUAUCACCCCACGCUGGGAGCUGGUUGUCUUGAACAGGAAGAACGCCAUUUGCCGCGGGAUUCUCCUCGUCCUCCUGUACCUUCUGUCUACGAAAUACCCAGUUGUACACUCUAGGGAUGAAUACCUCUCUGACGUCCUUGUACAAAACAGCCAUGCCGGGUGUCACGAAAAAGCCGAUCACCAUCAGGACUUCAGGCCUGGGCCAGCCUAUUUCAACGAUCAGAAUACUCGGGAUAAAGACGUAGAUGAGAUGACAACUAUCGACAUACCUUUCUGUCCUUGAGAAGAACAUGUGACCUCACCUCGGCGGUCCAAAUUCUUGGGUGUCGAAGAAGGCAGGAAUUGCUUAGACAUCGGUCAGCCAUACUCGCCUCAGCCCGACGAGGUAAACCUACCUGAACCAAACACGCCAACCCCAGCGUCACCAAGACCACUCGGAGGAAGAACCUCGUCAAAGACCUGGUUGCGACCGAUGAAGAGAGGACAUCCAAGCAAAGCACCGCGCCAGCUUGAAUAAAGUGGCUGGCUUCUUUGACGUUGCCUCCAACGGCAAUCAGCCAAGCCACCAAGAGGCACUCCACCGAGCUCUGGGGUCGCAGGACCGAGUCGGCUGUCCAAGUGCGACUCCGGACAAGGAGAUUGUGCUGGAUCUCAGUCCCUGCCGCAGCGGAGAUGAUGAUCAUGGGUAGGACAUGAAGCGUCGGGCCGCCAGGGAAGAGGUAUACGGCCGCGGGCAUGACACCCGCCAAAGCGAGAACCGUUCUCAAGCGAGUUCGGGGUCCUAGCGGCAGAUGAAGAGCGCUGACUGCAACACCGUACACGAACCCGAAGCCGAGUUGAGCAACCAUUGCUCGAGACACGGAGAAGUCAGUUGUGAAAAUUUCUAUGACAAGGAUGACGAGAGGGUUGGCGACGCGACCCCUCUGCUGAACAUCCUCACCCUGCCGAGGAGCACCGUCUCGUCCAAGGAUGCGAAGGUACAGUCGAUGACAGUACGUUCGCACUCUUCUGGAGCACGCGGCCAAGUUGGCACCGGCGUCUCUGAGGAUCUGAACGGGCAUUCCGCUAAAUUCUCUAUAUUCUCCUUUUGAUUUGUUCGUAGCCGAGUUGACGAAGUCGACAAUGAUGGGUGGUACUAGUGUGCCAUCGUCAGCUUCAUCAUUUCUACGUUGUGUCUCCAUUCUCAGAUAGGGUACCGUCCCAACUCGUGCUCUCCAUGAUGGCAUCGUGCGUAUGUGGGACUUGAUCCAUCAUCACACCUUUAGCCCACUCGGUCGGCACCACUCGGUGGCUUCCAGCGUCGGCCCAAGACAUUGACUGUCGACAACGUCCACCAAGAAAGAUACGAGAGCACAACACUAACCUGAGGCCUUGAGUAUUCACGAUCUGAAAACGUUGCAUUCACUUCCCAAACAAGUUGGAGUUCUGUUGUCCUGGAUAUGAUUGGCAAUGAAUGGGAUAUUGUGAGUGAGAAACACUGUGUGCGAGGAAGAGGGGGCGACAAUGGAAAUUACGAUAUCAAGCUUGCGAUGGGGGGAGUCCCAAAGACCCCCAAAUUCUCGAACAUCAUUUCAACUCGGUCGAUGACAUCCGUCUGGUCACCCCCCCUGUUCUGCAUCCCGACGCAGACCGUCGUCGUCCCUCUCCCAUCCGAGGGCCUCUGGCUCAACCGAUAAGGGGCUCGCCAGUCACUCAUCACUACAAGCGCCCCUUUUUCAGGCCCCUUUCCAGGUUACCAAUUGACCAAGAACCGUAGAUAACGGCAACCUUGGUCCAAUUGGGCGGUGGGAGCCGCCGCAUAACUCCUCAACUCGCCGUCAUCGCCGAUUGGUUUUUACAGAGGCCACCAGCCUGCGCACACCUGUAGAAUUUCAAGAUGACCAAGCUAAGGAAAGGAGGGGUAAUUCGCCCGAGCCUCGACUCGUUAUACGACGCCAUGGUGUAAUGGAGCAGGCGGACGAUGCCGUCAAGGAGGCAAGGAUGCUUGCUGCAAUGCCACUCGCCGGUGUACGACGUUCAGCGUUGACAUGUUUCAGUCCACAGACUUACAUGUAUCUCUACAUAUUUACUGAGUGUAAGACUACAAGCCAGAGUACGAGGUGGGAAAUCAUCUUGUAGUCGUGAUUGGUUGAGGGUGACAGCUAGUCUGUCCAAUGAUACCCCCUCAACAAACGCCACACGAUAACCCGACCCGGGGCUUACCACUCUCCAAUCUCUCUCGCGCAGCCCAGUUUCCUAACACUUUUGACUUCCCCUCUUUUGUCGUCAUUUGUGAAUGUGUCUGUUUUUCGUGUUUGAUCAAAGACCUCGUCUAAUAGCCCAUCGUCGAUGUGCUCUACAUGAUUUCUCGCCUAUUAUCUACUCCGGAUCACAGGAAAGUGCUACUUUACCCGAGGCCGAUACCGCUCCCUUGAAGCGUUGUUUGGCCGGUCACAAGAGAAAUCCUGUUCGGCUCAAAUCUGCUGGCUCGUUUGUCAUUCUACACAGCUACUAGGCUAGCCCAUCCCCCGCGGUUUGGUUCCGCACUUGAUCAAACAUGGCUGUUCCGUGUCUAGCCAUGACAUUCGAUGACAGGGCCAUACAUCAAGUACGACAGCUGCGUGAAGAUUACGGAUUCAACACUCAACACACAUGGCCUCGGCGCGAGCAGCUCGCUAUCCCCCAGUACAACAGCCAAAUGGCCGUGGAUACACUUCACACUCCCCCAUUGGGCAACCCCGGGGAAAGCACGUGGAAAGCGUCAUGUGACCUCGCGCCGCAGCUUUCCAAGAUAACGGCUUAUCUUAGAUCCUAUGUAUUGCAACGCUCCAGGCUAUCCUGUACAGCAGACUCCGGCAUUUCUUCUAUUGAGAAAGCAAACACCAGAGGCUUUGUCUCCACAAGCCCUCAGACAUCUUCAUCAGCCGUUGCUUCAAAAAGAGGAGCUUCAGAACUCUCUUCAUCCGCGAGAGCAAGGCCAUAUGUCCACCAACCAAGACCAAGCAAGAGGUCACACAGCAAUGACGGCGACUCUGACCGCGACGAUGAGGACCCCAAAGCCUCCACAAGCAAGAGAACGAAGGGAAAGAGCACUCAACACCAAUUUGCCUGUCCUUUCUGGAAACUGGAUCCAAACAAGCAGCGCUUAUGUUACAGUGCCACGCUCUCGGAGAUCAGAUACGUCAAGCAACAUAUACUUCGACGUCACGUGCAGCCGAUUCACUGUGUAAUCUGUAUGGAAACCUUCGACACCAACGACGAUUAUACAGUUCACUUGCGGCAAAGGUCCUGCACGCACGAUCACUCUUCAAAACCUGAACCAGAAGGAAUCAAUCCAGCCCAGAAACAAGUACUUCUUUCUUGGAGAGCCAAAAGAGGUUCAUCUAAGGUAGAGCAAUGGUUUGAACUAUGGAAGAUAUUAUUCCCUACCCUCCCCUCUCCAUCCUCGCCUUUCAUGGACGAAGACAUCCUGACACAAUCCUAUCCCGUAUACAUUCCAGAGCGGUUGAAUGAAGCCAAAUUCAGUAGAGUAUCUAGAAUGUCGUCCAACAAAUGGAACAAACGUAGAGGCUUACCUUCAUUGGGAAUCGGUGCGGAUGAGAAAGCCAACAGGGAACGCAGAUUUCCAUGUCCCUAUUAUCAGAGGUUUCCUCAGAGGUUCUGCUCGCCAAAAUGGCGGAGCUGCUCAGGGCCCGGAUGGCCCACGAUGGACCUUCUCGAGGAUCACAUCUACAGCUGCCAUGCGGCGCCGCUGUCAACCUGCCCUCGAUGCCGUGAACCAUUCAAUUCGAAAAUGGAUCAAGUUGAACAUUUGAAAGCAGAGAAGAUAUGCGCCAUUAGAGAAGAGCCUUCCGAGAUGGAAUGGCUCGAUAAGUAUCAGAAACAACGGCUACAACAAAGAUCCGGGGAGACAAAUGAAGCUGAAAAGUGGAGAGAAAUGUACUCGAUACUAUUUCCAGGCGCCCGGGAAAUACCUAGUCCUUACUAUGAAGAACCGGAGAGUCAUGCAAAACGGAAAGAUCCGGCAGUUGAAAGAUACUCUGAGUUCUUGGAUAGAGAACUUCCUCAGGCUGUUCGACGCGAACUCGACAAAAUGGGAUUUUUGGAAGACGAAAUGACGAGCCAACUUGUGGGAAUUGUUAGGGAAGCCCAAGCCUCUCUUUCUCGACAGUACGAAUUUUCUAUGCUCUUCGACAGCAAUGAAGAGUCGAAGAAGACUGAAUCGGUGGGAAACACGCUUCUCGAGAGAUUCUAUUCCCCGAACUUAACUCUCAAUGUUCAGACGCAAGCCCAUAACGGAGAUCUCUUCAGUACUGCGGCCUAUGAUGGUUCGAAAUCUUCUGAUACUACACUUUCAAAGUGUCAACCUGAUGGAUAUCCACCGGAAAACACAUUUUGGGCUGCACAAUCUGAGCAGGACCCGUUUGAGUGGGCGUCAUUUGAAUGGGGACCUCUUGAACCGACGGAUUUCCUCGAGGACAUUCCCGACCUGAAAUGACACCACUUGAUCAAGCUGGGUCGCAAAAGCUUAGGAUGAUGGAUGGUGUGGCCGCAACUGAGUAACGUGGUAGCUUCCUGCAAAUCGAGAACGAUGCGCAGUCGUAGCUGAAAAAUUAAGGCUCAAAUUUCAAAUAAUUUUUACAGGAUGGAAACAGGCCCAUUGAACAUGAA